Galeopterus variegatus (Sunda flying lemur) is the source of this 2199-nucleotide messenger RNA. It is a transcript of the gene MSX2, whose product is annotated as msh homeobox 2. The record is from RefSeq and is a predicted model, not a curated record. Gene Ontology annotation, cellular component: nucleus. Gene Ontology annotation, molecular function: RNA polymerase II transcription regulatory region sequence-specific DNA binding; DNA-binding transcription factor activity, RNA polymerase II-specific. The transcript is spliced from 2 exons. Gene Ontology annotation, biological process: embryonic morphogenesis; regulation of transcription by RNA polymerase II. Lineage: Eukaryota; Metazoa; Chordata; Mammalia; Dermoptera; Cynocephalidae. Bases 88 to 891 code for a protein of 267 amino acids.
UCCCGUCUCCCCCCCAAAAAGUUUGAGUCGCCGCAGCCGGGUCGCCAGCGGAGUCGCGCGCCGGGAGCUACGUAGGGCAGAGAAGUCAUGGCUUCUCCGUCCAAAGGCAAUGACCUGUUUUCGUCCGAUGAAGAGGGCCCGGCGAUGGUGGCCGGGCCGGGCCCGGGGCCUGGGGGCGCCGAGGGGGGAGCCGAAGAGCGCCGCGUCAAGGUCUCCAGCCUGCCCUUCAGCGUGGAGGCGCUCAUGUCGGACAAGAAGCCGCUCAAGGAGGCGUCCCCUUUGCCGGCCGAAAGCGCCUCGGCCGGGGCCACCCUGCGGCCGCUGCUGCUGCCCGGACACGGCGCCCGGGAAGCGCACAGCCCCGGGCCGCUGGUCAAGCCCUUCGAGACCGCCUCGGUCAAGUCGGAAAAUUCAGAAGACGGAGCGGCGUGGAUGCAGGAACCCGGUAGAUAUUCUCCGCCGCCAAGACAUAUGAGCCCUACCACCUGUACUCUGAGGAAACACAAGACCAAUCGGAAGCCGCGCACACCCUUUACCACGUCCCAGCUCCUCGCUCUGGAGCGCAAGUUCCGCCAGAAACAGUACCUCUCCAUUGCGGAGCGUGCAGAGUUCUCCAGCUCUCUGAACCUCACAGAGACCCAGGUCAAAAUCUGGUUCCAGAACCGAAGGGCCAAGGCGAAAAGACUGCAAGAGGCAGAACUGGAAAAGCUGAAAAUGGCUGCAAAACCUAUGCUGCCCUCUGGCUUCAGUCUCCCUUUCCCAAUCAACUCGCCCCUGCAAGCAGCAUCCAUAUACGGAGCAUCCUACCCUUUCCAUAGACCUGUGCUUCCCAUCCCGCCCGUUGGACUCUAUGCGACACCAGUCGGAUACGGCAUGUACCACCUAUCCUAGGGAAGAACAGCUCAAUAGACUUCAUGAUGGAUGUUUGUUUAAAAGGGUCCCCAUCCCUCCAAGAAGGCAGUACCAACACAGUACUCCUGCUGUGCAAACCUUGCAUGCACCACCCUAAGCCCUAAGUGACUAGGCCAACAGGGCCACAGGACAUAGUUCGAAUUUGUUCUUUAUGUGGGAGGCACCAAACCCUGUUUUCUUGGUGUAAUCUUCCAGAUGCCCCCUUCUCCUUUCACAAAGAUUGGCUCUGGCAAUUUUAUAUAUAAAUAUAUAUAUAUAUAUAUAUAUAUAUAAUAAAGUAUAAUACAUUUUUAUACAGCAGAUGUAAACAUUCAAAUUAUUUUGAAAGGCAAAAUUUAUAUACAUACAUAUACUUUUUUUCUAUAUAUCACCUUCCUAGAAGAGACUGUUUAAGUCUAUUUGUUGUAUUUUCCUAAAGGGGGAACCAAAUUAUUAGCAAAUUUUGCUAAAAUUUGGUGAUUUUGACGGGGUGAAUGACCUUUGCUUAUGGAAAAUAAAUAUUAGAAUUAGACACAAUGUGCAUAGAGAAUAGAUAUGGAGAGAUUCUUCAAAGUGAAGGGGACAUACCACAUUUUUGCAUUUUUACAUGCAUUACACAAACCUCAUUAGAUACAAUUAUAUUUGGCCCUAUUUCCUCUCCCUGCCACACACACACUUAAAAUUUUACCUUUUUUUGGGUAAAAUCAAUAACGGGGAUGAGAAGAAUCCUGAGAAUGCCUCUGGGUGAGGUAGAAAAUGGGAAUACUCUUAAUUCCUAUCAAGGCCGUUGCUUAACUCCAUUUCAGAUAAUUGGAGAGUAAAAAGUUAAAGCAUGUUGGGAAGACCUCUGAUGGUUUCUGUGAAAUACUAGGUAUGUCAAUCCCUCACACAUUGCACAGGUGAUAUGGGAGGGGGGGUUAGUAAUUUUCCACUUUGAAAAAAUGAAUAUCUUUUAACCAUUACCUAUAUGCUAAAUAUUCUUGAACAAUUAAUAGAUCCAGAAAGAAAAAAUUAAGCCUUUUCUGUACCUAUUGUAUGUGCUAAACUUCUUAGAAAAAAUUAUAUACUUUUUAACAUGUUGGAGGCAGAGGGUAAAGCCAUGUUUUGAUUUGCUAAAAAUGGUGUUGUCAAACAGCCCAUUUAGCUCCCUGGUAUUUCACCUCUUCCCCUGCCCCCAGUAUACUUUUAUCCCUUUGAAAGGGUGUCUUGUACAAUUUUAUAUAUUUUAUUGAAGAGUUAUUUCUUAUCUCUUAUUCUGAAUUAAAUUAAACAUUUGUUUUAUUGCAGUAAAGUUUGUCCAAACAAUUA